Messenger RNA from Echinococcus granulosus, 4344 nucleotides. RefSeq names its product Dystrophin, isoform D. Gene Ontology annotation, molecular function: zinc ion binding. The record is from RefSeq and is a predicted model, not a curated record. Gene Ontology annotation, biological process: synaptic signaling. The transcript has 21 exons. Lineage: Eukaryota; Metazoa; Platyhelminthes; Cestoda; Cyclophyllidea; Taeniidae. Bases 1 to 4344 code for a protein of 1447 amino acids. Gene Ontology annotation, cellular component: plasma membrane; synapse.
AUGUCACUUGAAAAUUGGCCCCUAUUUUUGGCUCAACUGCGACAGAUGAAUGAUUGGCUUGCUCAUCAAGAUGCCAAUUUCCAUCAACUCAUGGGAACUGUCGGUGGUGAUAGUGAAAGUGUCAGCCAACUCAUCAACUCAUUCUCGGUCCUCGAGGAGGAGUUGCGACAUCAGCGUUUCCAAGUUGAAGAUCUGCUAGAUCGGGGACAAAUGUUCAUGCGAGAUCAGCUUGCCGAGGGGAGAUGCGGCUUCUCCACGGAAUCUGAAGGAGACUCUGAUGGAUCCGAAUUCGAUCCUGGCAAGAGUGACGUAGAUGAAUCGGUCAUGAGUACAAAACGAAUUGUUCGACGAAUUCGACGACAUCUGGUUUACCUUGAUAAGCACUGGGCUGAGCUGAAUCGUUCCAUGUUGGCCUAUAGACAACAGCUUGAUAGAGCAUUUCAGAAAUUGACUGUUUUUGAAAGGGUACUCGACGACGCUGAAAGGGAGUUGGAGGCAGCUCAGAAAGUACUAAUGGCUCAGGACCCUUCCUAUCCCAUGGAUGAAAGAACACUGCAGGUCAUUUGGGAUACGUUUGCAUCUGUAACUCAUGCAAUUGCUGGUCUGGAUGGUCAAGCGCUGUGUCUAAGUGACGAUGGAACCAUCAUCUCCCACGUUCUCAUCUCCAGACUCGAUGGAUUGAAAAUUGGCCUGGAGCGUCUUCGAUCGGAGGCAAACGAAGGAAUGAACCGUUUUCCCUCUGGAAAUGAUGCCGGCUCUAGUGCAUUGCCUACUGUUGUGCCAUUUUUUCAACAGGCUUUACGAUCCCCUCCACAGCAUUUGCUUAAUCCUAAUCAACUGGAAUCCUCAGUAUCCGUCAGCGGUGGUGAUGCACCCAUUCCACGACCAAAAAGUCCGUCCGAAUGCUGGCUACAAGCUUUUCAAACCGUGGAUGGUCUGGAGGUGCCUUCAGUUACCUGCCACCUUCUUCAAGAUGUUCCACCUGCUUGUCUUCCAGAAAUGCUUUUCAGCCUCUUUACCUCUGGAAUUGGGUUGAUCGACCAAAUUCCCUUGAAUGUGGCCACAGAGACUUUCGCCCGUCAUGGUCUCUCCUCACCGCUUUGCAGCGAGGGCUGUGAUGGUCGAGUGAUGGACGUGGCACAGAUGGUGAAUUGUCUCACCACUCUCUACUGUCGUGUCUGGGACACGCUGGCCAAUCAACCAGAUGUUGUCAAGACAAUAGACACUAAUGCGGGAGUGGUGAGAAGUGGUUUGUCUACUCAGCAGACACCAACAAAAUCCUGCACCUCGGAAUCCACUCUGGCUGGUACCAUUGGCCAACAGACGUCAAUGACCGAAAACGCUUCCCUCUUGGAGAGUCGGUCAAGGUCAAAGAAGACACCCACCCAUCGCAGUGCAAUCAAUUGUAUGUCCAGUGUGCUGUGUGCUACAAGCAACAAACACAGUCGAGGUGAUGAGAGUAAAAGUGAGAAUGGCAGCGAUGGCCCUCGACAACGUCCAGCUACCCCAUCUGUGGAAAAUCGUCCAACCAAAGAGAGCGAACGUGCUUCACUUGGAGAAAUGCCUCCAUCAAGAAUGCAGCCCUCGUCCUCCUAUUCAAGGGUGGAGAAACUUCAAACACGCCUUCAAUUGCCUGAUGGACGAGAAUUUGCUCUACCGACAUGUGUGGAUUUGGCUCUCAAUCUCCUCUUAAAUUCUUUUGAUAGCUCCCGCAGUGGGACGAUUCGUGUUCUCUCCUUCAAAGUGACAAUCUUCCUGCUUGUCAACGCCACUCUGGAUGAAAAGUAUCAAUAUCUAUUCAGUCUAGUGGCGGAUCGUGACAACAAGAUUAAUGACUCACGACUCUGGCUUCUCGUCUAUGAAAUUUUGCAACUACCUCGACAGCUCGGCGAGACUUCAUCCUCAAACUGUGCAAACAGUAACCUCGACCCGAACAUUUUAAUGUGCUUUAAGAAGAAUCUCAAGGCGAAGGGAGGGCAUGAACACAGAUCCAGCAGCACUAUCGUACGCGCACCCUCACUGGACAGUCAAAUUUCAGCUGCCUCCCGACCCGACGAUGGUGAACUGCUACCAAGUGUUGGGUUAGAUCGGUUCUACGAGUGGUUGAAGUUGGAGCCACCGAUAGUAGCCUGGUUGCCGGCGCUGCAUCGACUGAUAGCGGGUGAAAAACUCAUUCACCAAGUCCGAUGUGCUGUCUGUCAGGCCUGUCCAAUCAGAGGUUUGAGAUACCGCUGUUUGCGAUGCCUAAACUUCGACCUUUGCCAAAAUUGUUUCCUCAUUGGAAGAGUUGAAAAAAGCCACAAAAUCACGCAUCCGAUACAGGAGUAUACAAGUACACUGCAACGAAGUGACAGUCUACGCGAUUUCAGUCGUGUGGUACGAAAUCGCUUCAGGCCGAAGGAGAAGUUCCGUCAAUCUUCAUCCAAUGCUGAGGACUCGUCAAAGUCGAUUGCUACACCUACCACUCCUAAAGCUGUGGGCAGAGCCACUCCCACAUUGUACGAUCGACCACCGAGGGCUGCACCGAUUAGGCAGAAUUCCACCGAACACCAGAACGCCACUUCCUCCCCAGCAAUUUGGCAGACAAAUCGACCUGCUUCGCUGGGUGAAACACGAAAACGCGUGCUCUAUUCCACCCCCUCUGUCGGUGGCGUGGACAGCUCGAUGCCUCGAUUAAAUGCCAAACCACGCAGAGGUGGAUCAAUGGAUCAGGAGCACGAGCUUAUUGCCCAGUACAGCCACUCACUAAGGCGACAGAAUUCCCUCACUCCGACCGGUGCAAUGAUGCCUGGUGGUCAGCCCCUCCUGUACUAUGGCCCUCAAGACUCGGUUCACUCACUGGGACCGCCAUGGCUGUAUAGCAGUGCCACCUAUGACAGAUCGCGACCCCCGGAGCCACGCUUUUUCACUAUGCGACCCAAUCAACUACGCGGGAGCGGUGGAUUUCGUGCCAACUCACAACCCCCACCUCACCCCGGUCCAGGUAUUUAUGCCACCGGUCCACCAGUCAGUGCUCAGGCAAAGUGGUAUCGCAAUCCUAGUGGUUGGGAGGGUCCUAUGGUUGCUGGUAGCGCUGGUUCAUUGGAUAAAGUUUUAAUGAAUCUGGAGGAGGAGAAUCGCUUCCUACGUGCUGAAUACGAUAGACUUCGAAUGCAAUCGCCAGCUCAGAAUUUGCGCCCACUUCGAUCCCCAUCGCUGCAAUAUCCCCUCUCUCAAAUGGGACUGUAUCAGGAUAACAUGUACCACUCUGCCUAUGGAAAUCCGCAUUUCCCUCCGAAUUCACAGCUAAACCCUCAACUUGGCUAUGGCCAACCAAUAUCGCUAUUGGGUAGAAGUCAAACUGAACGUAUCUACCCUUCAAACAACGGGGUUUUCUACGGUGGAUCAUUGGGUCGGGGAUCCGGAGCAGCCGCCUACUCAGCCUUCCUAAGGAGCAACGGUUCGGGUCGAGUGACCUUCGAUUCAGCCAAUCAGCGCUACCAGAGCAAACCCUCUCACGUGACCUCAUCACAGCAGUUGGCUGUGACACCGACCCAAGAGAGUGAGUUGGCACAGGAGACACGGCUGCUAAGGCAACAUAAGACUCGGCUAGAAUCGCGGAUGCAACUGCUGGAGGAUCACAAUAAAGUUCUGGAAGAUCAGCUGAAUCGGUUGAGGCAGUACCUCAACAUUCCGCCUCCUCCGCAUGCGCCUCCUCCACCUACCUCCACUAAUCCUACUUCAAGGUCUGUGUCACUCAGUGUUCCCGGUCAAACGUACACCCGUGAGAACGGAUCCAUUGAUCAGCAAACUGGAAGCGGCUACACUGGUACUCAAUACCUUUCAAGUUCUGAUCGCCCAUCCCCACCCUCCGCCCUUGUCGCUCCUGUCAACUCGGUUGGGUUCAACCAGGCUCUCUGGGCUUCUGUAGCGCUCCCAGUCUGUCCUGGAGACAGAAGUCAUGAUCCUAGAGUCGAAGAUGUAUUGCCGACGUACAGGAGGACGAAGGAGUUACCAGCCGCUCAGCAGAAGUACAACGACGGAGCUCUAAGCCUCCCCUGUAACCAAAAUGAAGAGUUUAAGGAGCAAUCAAAGUCAGGCCCUACCCCACAGUGCAACCGGUACCAAUCCCAAUUAGUUUUUCAAAACGGAAUGAAUUCCACACCACCGUCUCCCAAUCGUCGGUCACUCCUUCACCCGCACACAGACACGCAAUCACCACUACUUGAAACACCCUUCCACACGUCUUCCAAACCGUCCGUCCGACUUACUACCAGAAUGAAAACUCGGUCGCUUGAGCCUCCUUCACCUCCUCCUCCUCCUUCUACCCCUCCUUCGUUACCUUUAGAAGGUGCCACCAAAUAG